AAAAUAAAUUAAUUAAAAAAAUAUAAAAAAAAAUUAAAAUAAAAAAUGAGUCUAUCUAGAGAAGAACUAAUUUAUAUGUCAAAAAUUUCUGAAUAAACAGAAAGAUUUGAAGACAUGCUAGAUUACAUGAGAUAAGUAGUUAAAUUAGACUAAGAGCUUUCAAUAGAAGAAAGAAACUUGCUUUCAGUCGCUUACAAAAACUCUGUCGGAUCUCGUAGAACUGCUUGGAGAGCAAUAUCUUCAAUUGAAUAAAAAGAAGAAGCAAAAGGAAGUAAAAAUUUGAACCUUUUAAAGGAAUACAAGAAAAAAAUAGAGGCAGAACUUUCUUAAUUUUGUAAUAACAUUCUUGAAUUGCUUGAUGUGCAUUUAAUUCCAAAAGCAAAAACUAAUGAAGGAAAAGUAUUCUUCCUUAAAAUGAAAGGAGAUUAUUACAGAUAUAUUUCAGAAUAUGCAACAGGUUAAACCCAUUAAAAUGCAUCAGAUGGAGCUUUGGAUGCAUAUACAAAGGCUUCUGAAAUUGCAAACAAAGAUUUAAAUACAACUCAUCCUAUUAGAUUGGGCUUAGCUUUGAACUUCUCUGUUUUCUAUUACGAAGUAAUGAAUAAUCCUUCCUAAGCAUGUAAUUUGGCUAAAUAAGCUUUCGAUGAAGCUAUUGCUGAUAUCGAACAUAUUGAAGAAGAUUAGUAUAAAGAUGCAACUACCAUUAUGUAAUUAAUAAGAGAUAACUUAACUCUUUGGACUUCUGAAUUACAAAAUGAUGAUGAAGGACAAGUUGAAAAUAUUUGAAGAAGCAAUUGAAUCUUUUUUUUUUUAUAUCUUUAUUUAUUUUUUUUAAGAAAAAAAAAAAUAAAGAUAUUAUAUAUAUUAUCAUUUUUUUUUAAAUAUAUAUAAAAUUAUAUAUAAAAACAUAUAUAAAAAAAUAUUAUAUUAUUAUGAUAUAUAAGAUUUUUUUUAAAUAUAUUUAAAAAUUUUAUUAUUA
Molecule: messenger RNA, 979 nt
Organism: Ichthyophthirius multifiliis
Lineage: Eukaryota; Ciliophora; Oligohymenophorea; Hymenostomatida
Exons: 2
Biological process (GO): signal transduction
Cellular component (GO): cytoplasm
Source: RefSeq, a predicted model, not a curated record